UUUGACCUACUUAAAUUGUCUGUUUUCUAUAUUCUAUAUAUGGUCUUGCACCACGAUUAUCUAUGCUAGGAAAAUUCUUGAGAAUUUUUUUUGCCAUUAUGAGAUUACCGGAAAUAGGACAUUGCCUAUCUUUUCAUUAUUUCCUAUAUUAUAUGAAAAUAUAAAUAUUAUUUCAAUUGUUUAAAUUUACUGAUCGACUAUCAAAAUAUAAGAUAAAAACAAAAUAUUACUAGAAUUAUUUACAUAUUAACUACUUGAAAUAUAAUUAAACCAAAAAUCACUUUUUAUAGUAAUACACAUAAAGUUAAAAACCAUUCACUGAACCAUUUACUAUACUUUCAUUCACACAUGCAAUCACGUUUCCUAACCUUAGCAAUUAACAGUUUACGCCCUUUGAUCAUGAUAAACGACGUUUUGCAUAGAAAAGGGAUUGAGAGAGUACGAUGAAAGGAUGGUGAACAGCUAUAUGUUCAAGAAUCGUCACGGGAUGUGGUUAGGGCGAUUCGAGUCAUAGGAAGUAGGAUGGUCGCCGGAAAUUCUCCCUCGAAACAAAUGCAAAUGUAAAUGCUUAUGUGCAUAUGUAUACACGUAUAUGUAUACAUACGUACAUGGUGGGGUUUCUAAAGACACUAUUCGUUUGCACUCUCCCGUUUCCUAUGCUCUCUGUCCAGUGAAAAGAGCAUAACAGUUUACAAGUGGCAGCCAGCACUUAACCACGCCACGGAGCAAGACAAGAAACUGAUGACGCGUGCGUAAUACACCGAUCACGGAUUAAAGUAGAACACCGCGCCGUGCGUUAUUCUUGUCCUAUCGUGAAACAUUAUCAAGAAUUUUAACUCUAUAUCUUUAUAUCUCGUUAUUGUUAUCAUUACUAUUUUUUAUUCUUUUUUUUUUCUAGUUCUACUACUUUUUAAAAUAGUUUCUUGUGACUUGUACAUAUCUUAUAAAAGAGUGUAGUGCAAAAUCAUUUGAAAUGUAAAAUAGUUUGGCAAGGAAUUAUUAUGGAUGUUGUAAUAAUUCUUUAAUUCAUAAUUAUGCACUCUUUAUUGAAUUAAAGUACGAAGUGAUUUAAUUUUAAAUUAUUAAUACAUUUAUAAUUAUUUAUAUUUUUGUGAAUAUAUUUUUAAUAUGAAUGUGUUUAAAAGAAGGACCUAUAAAUAUUUUUUUUUUAAAAUCAAUCGAUUUAUUAAAAAUUAUCAUAUGAUUAAUUUUCCUAGAAGGAAUUUUAAUGCCGAUGCUUGUAAAUCAUAAAAUCUUCAUUCAUCUUUUUCUAACAGUAUUUCUGAACAUAUAUAAUCCAAAUGACUGGAUAAUUUUAUGAAAUAGCAUAAUAACAACAACUUCACAGUUAAAUAAAGCAAAGAGAUAGCAUCGUUUGAAGUAUAAAAUGAUAUUUGCAAAGUAAUUUAUGGAUGAGUUCUAAUAUAUUGAUGGCUGUAGCUAGAAAUUGGAGAUAUUUCGUUCGGAAUCAAUUUUCCACGGAGCAGAACGGUGAAAGUCCGUGUGCGUGAACUCGCGUAAUUGAUCUCUUGUAUUCUAUGUUUGGUGUUCUUGCAAGCAUUUCUUACGAUUUCUCACGAAUUCUUGGAUAACGAAAUUUCUGCCAGUCAAAAAUGGAUUUGAAUCAGAACGAGUGAGAGUCGAAUCAUUCACGAGUUCGCAUUCUCCAACUAUGCAAGAAAUUUGGUAAACUGUUUGAGAUAUUGGAUUUAAUUUGAUUGAAGAUAUUCUGCCUAUAUUCGAAUAUUUUGAAUUGAAUUAUACGAACAACAAUUGAAUUGAAUAUACGAAAACAAAAAAAAUCUCAUGCCUUAUAAUUUUUUUCACAGUUCUGCCUAAUAAAAAAUUAUCUUAAAAGAGAAAAUAAAAUGAUUUACAACGUACCAAUUAUUCAAUUCGAAACAUAAAAAAAAAAAGUGUUUGACAUGUUUUCUGAGUCAAUCUUACACCAUUUCUUUUUACUCUAUCCAAAUCUACACAAAAAUAUAAGUAGUAAAAAAAAUUUUCCACAAAUACAAUUUGUAUAUUUCUUGAUACAAAAGUCAAAAUUCAUUAUCAGUAUUUUCAUUGAAGAAGAAGAUAGAAUAUAAUGAAAGAAGAAAAGGAAAAGAAAAAGAAAGAUAUUCUCAUGCGAUAAUCGUCGAUGCUCCCGCUUUUGUGACACUGUUACGUUGUGGUACUCACGGAGAAAAGAAACAACGAAAGGAAAGUGAUACGGGAGAUUGUGCUCUAUUCGCCGACAUUGCGGUUCGCGCAGGAAGUGCAUGCGUUUCACCUGUUGAUCCCGUCACUGUGGAUCAUAGUGUUUUCAGUCGCGUGUCGGAACGGGGGAACAGAACAAAAACGACGCGAUCAUUCAAGAUUUAUUUGAUCAUAGGUGAAACGUAUCAAUCCAAUAUCGAAACGAACCUAUCGCCAGCUCGAAAGAUUGAACAAUAGUAGAAUGAGGAGUGGAUAAAAUGAAAUUGGAUCUAAUUUGGGAUGAAACUUUGGUGUAGUUCAAACUUGGAUCAAAAAAGAUUGUGCAAAGUGUUGAAGAAGAAAUUGUUUGUGAUUUUUUAAUUAUGCUUAAAUUGCAAAGUGAAAAAGGUGAUUUUUAAAUUGAAUAUAAACAUUGAAGCAACAGUGAAUGAUAUAAGAAAAUAAUUUUCUAGUUCUAAGUAUCUGAAAAAUCAUUUACUUUCUUUCACCAAAUCAACUUAAAUAAUUCAGAAUCAUCACUUUCAUACUUUCCAAUUUCCUCGAGCAUUAAUCACUAUCAAGUUAUAUAUCAUCAAAUUUAAUCUUCCUCCGAGUCAAGGAAAUUAUUUUACUUUAUCUUUGAUAAUCGGAAUAAUUCUUCGAAUAAUCAAGAAAAAGAGGUCAUCCUUUGAGAUACGAGUGAAUGAAUGAACUGCACACUUAGAAUUCAUCAUUUCUGAUUUUUAACCAUUCUCCUUCCUGACUCCUUUUUCCAAAGAAUCGAAUAACUUCAAAAUAACUUCAGUUCACAAAAUGUAUUUACAUGAAAGUUUCUGAUGACAUGCCAUCAACAAAACGAAAAUCAUGCGAAGGCAAGGAUUGCAAAUGUAUGAUUUGUCGCGAACUGAGUGACUGCAAGAUGCCGGCUAAUCUGGAGGCUCCACCUCGCCGCGAGGGCGUCAACUUCAUUCUACGUCGCGGCCUGCCCUUCACAAAUAAAUCUCCGACCAAAGAAUGGUUAAACGUAAGCGAUAAUACACCUAAAUCAUCAUGCGACGAAGAUGGCAUCAUAGUGGAGAAAAUUAAUCACAAACGUAAAAUGGGAGACACGAUGACACACGUGGUGAUGGGUGAUAAUAACUUGAAAAAAACCGAUAAAGACGUGGCUCACAAGACCGUGAUCUACUUUGGUGACACUAAUCAAAGACAGAAUAAAUUCAAAGAAGGCGCUCAAUCGGCGAGCAAAAAAGAGGAAUCAAAGAUAGGGAAUUUUAAAAAGGAGGAACAAGUUGUUAAUAGUUCAGAGGAUGGAAGGUGUGGUGAUAUGGAUAAAAAUGAGAGGCAACGAUCGACACUCAGUCUGAUAGAGAACGAAGAGGUGGAGAAGACCAAGGUCACGCACGAAAUCGUGGUGAACGUUAGCCCCAGCAGGGAGGACGUGCUCAGGAUCGAGGAGGAUGAGAGCCAGGUCGUGGAUUAUUGGUCCUUGCCGGGGGACAACACCGGGUUCAAGGCAGACUGGAGCUUCGUUCAGCAGUGGCGCCUGAGGGGACCGGCUGGUGGAAGUGGACGAGAAUUAUAUUGUCAUCCAUAUUCGAAAGACUUCACGGAAAAUUCUCCAAAAAACGGAGUUCACAAUAUGGUUCAUAUGGUGGCAGAAAGGGACACGGAUAGCGUUGCCCCAACACCAACGCCUCAACAUCCCCAUCAUUCUCAACAUCAUCAUCUUAGUUUACAUGAAAUUCGUGCCCUUCAGAGGCGACCAGAAUGUACCGGUAAUAGCUCAUCAGAUGAGAAUCGAUCUUCUGGACAUGCAAGUAUGUCGGACACAGGUGGGCAUACGAGUAGCAGUUCACCACCGCAUCGUCACCAUAGAGCGCACAGUCCGCAACAAUUAAACUCUGUACCAGAAGAUGAUCGUUUAUCGGCUUCGGUUACCCAAAGAAAUGGCAGGAGUAGAUCUGGACAGAAUCGUAAUAGACAUAGAGCUACACCUGCUAAGGUCCCCUGGUCAGGCUCUGGUCUAGAAGACAUAAAACUAGCAAUCCAGCAGCUUACUAUGCGUUCUCAUAAAUCGUCUUCCACCUACUCCUCUUUAAGUGGAUCCGAAAGUUCAGAACCAGCUGUAAGGAGGCUGAUGAGACAUUCGAGCUUAGAAACUAUCAAUACCAAUGUAACCAGUGCGGAUGAAUUCGUUUGGGUAGAUUCUCACAAUCGAUUGGUGGAGUUGCAGCAAUUACCAUGGACGCACCAUGACGUCCUUCGUGUAUUGCAAAAUGGUCGUACCAGGGAGCAUAUGGAGCAAGUUUCGAUGGAGACGAUACCACGUCUUUCUUACCUGCUACAAAGAGCAUUGGUCAGAAUUGGUCGAGAAACUCAGAGAUUGGCUAAACCUGUUGGUCUAUGUAGCAAACACGAAGUGUAUAGCGCAUUCAAAAUUGUGCUUUGUCCGGCUUUGGCAGAUUCUUGCACUAAGGCGUGCUUGCGUGCUGCAGCAAUGUUCGCUGUAUCUGGUGAUCAGUUAAAACAAUCAAAAGCCUCUCGUUCAGGAUUACAAUUACCAGUAGGACGAUUUUUUCGCUGGAUGUCUGAUGUACGACUAGGAAGAAUGAUACAUGAAUAUGCAGCCAUAUAUUUAACCGCUGGAAUCGAAAAUCUGUUGGAAGAAAUAUUAUUGCAAUGCAUACCGAGUGAUUCUCAUACGACUUUAACUGCAACUAUGUUGGAACAUGCUAUUGCAAAUAGUGGAGAUUUAUGGGGGCUUCUUCAACCUUAUGCACAUCUUAAUGCUGGUCGAACAGCAUCAGGCGCACUUGCCAUGCCACGCUGGGCCAGUGUUAGUUCUCUAAAUUCUUCGUCAUCAUCCCGUAGCGGAAGAGAUGCAGCGGGAUCAACGUUAGAACCAUCACUUUUAACUACCUGUGUAGGAUCGAUAUCGGAACUAAUAGAUUUGAUCUCGAAAGUGGCGCAAGCUGGACGUUCAACUAUACCCUUGACAACAAAGGCAUUGAACGCUCUCUUUUAUUACAUGAGGUGUUCACAGUUAGAACAUGGUGAACGAGGUUCUGGAAUACAAGAACUUGCGUAUGAACGAGCAUAUGUUGUACUUCCACCGCUAGUCGAAUGGCUAAGAGUUGCGACCGCUCAUGCAGAACAUAGGCAUGGACUAGUUGUAGAUCAAGAUGAUAUUAAUCAAGCUGCCAGAUUGUUAUUGCCUGGUGUAGAUUGUCCUGUUAGACCAAUAUGUUUCGAGGAAGUUUCAGUGUGUUCGAAACGUAUUGAUGACUCUGAAUAUGUUCGUCUUUUAACCAUGGAUAUGGCAUUCAAAAUGUUAACAAGUGGUCGUACAGAUCUCAUAGCUCAAGCUAUACCUUUGUUACCAUCAACAAAACUUAACACUGUGAAUGAUAGUGGUUUUACUGCAUUAAUGAUAGCAUGUAUAAAUAAUGAUGAAACAGCUGUUCUAGCAUUAUUGGAUGCUGGCGUUGAUUUGAAUAUUGAAAGUCCACCUCCAGCUACUGGACAAUCAGCAAAUACACCUUCCAAAACACCAGUUACUCCAAAUAUAUCAAAUGUUAGAACUCCAGUCGCAUCAUCUGCUAUAAUGACUCCAGGAAAAAAUAUGCAGUCUCCAAAUUCAUCUUCCAGUUCACCAAGCAUAUCCAAUAAUAUUUCUAAUAACAUAUGUUGCAAUCAAUCUGGAUUCAAUGCAGAAACGCAACAUUGGACUGCUUUAACUUAUACAGCAUUAUUAGGACAUUGUAACAUUGCUAGAAUAUUAUUAGAAAGAGGUGCAACCGUUGAAGGUGGUGCUAAAUUAAGUGAAGAUAAAUCUACAGUUACACCAUUGCAAGCAGCUACAGCAUCUGGUAAUUCUGAAAUGGUAGCAUUACUUUUGGCUCAUGGAGCCCAACCAUUUUUAUCAACUUUGAUAAAAGAUUCAUUUUCAUAUUCUGGUUCAGCUCAACGUGGUUGUUAUAGUGCAAUAUCAGUAGCAACAGUUCAUGGUCAAAGGAAUUGUCUACAUCAAUUGUUAUCUCAUCCAUUGAAUUUCUCUGCCAAACGAGGAGAAAAAGAAGUAUUGUCAUUAGAAGAAAUUUUGGCAGAAGGUAGUGCCAAUACUAGUCCACAACAACAAACUGUAGAUGGAAGAGGAAAUAGAAAAGAAGGAAAAGAACCAGUUUUUAAUAAAGUUCAAAAUAAAGCUUUACAAGAAGCAAUGUAUCAUAGUGCGGAAAGCAACCAUUUAGAUAUCACAAUGGAACUUCGUGGAUUAAAAGUGGGUUGGACAUUACAUUGUUGGAUGCAUAGUUUAGCAACAGCUCACGAAAUGAGAUUAGAUUCUAUAAUAGAUCAAUUGCUUCAAGAUUUUCUUCAAGUAUGUCCAGAUGAUUAUUCAACACAGUUCGUACAAGAAUGUCUUCCUUUAUUAUUCAAUAUUUUUAGAUACAGUAAGAAAGAAGGUACGACCCUUCUUCUCGCAGAUAUUUUUUGUACAUGUUUUGGAUGGGAACCAAUAAAACCCAUUCGAGAUACAACACUUUCUAGUGGAUCUAGAAUAGAUCCUAAGUUUGUAAAUAAUCCAGAAUUAAGCGAUGUACAAUUUAGAGUGGAAGGCAGAGUUUUCUAUGGUCAUAAAAUUGUUUUAGUCACAUCAUCACCGAGAUUUAGGAAUAUGUUAAGUUCGAAAUUAUGUGAGGGAAAUCCUCCUAUUGUACAAAUUAACGAUAUUCGUUAUCAUAUUUUUCAGAUGGUUAUGGAAUUUUUAUAUCAUGGUGGUUGUGCUAAAUUAGAAGUUAAUCAAAGUGAUGUUUUGGAAUUAAUGGCUGCCGCGAACUUCUUUCAAUUAGAUGGUUUACUUAGGUACUGUGAGGCACAAUGUUCUUCGAUGGUUGAUCUUGACAAUAUUGUUUCUAUGUAUAUUCAUGCUAAGGUUUACAAUGCUAUGCAACUUCUGGAAUACUGUCAGGGAUUUUUAUUACAAAAUAUGGUUGCUUUAUUAACUUAUGAUGAUUCAGUAAAACGUCUAUUAUUUGCCAAGAAAUUACCUAAUCAUGAUGUUCUCGCAGGACUCCUUCUUACUUUGCAAGCAAGAAUAAAAACUAGACGAUCUCAGCAACAAAAUAAAUUAAAAACUUAGAAAUAUUAUGUUUAUAUUAGUAUUAUCAUUUCUAUUUUUUUUGUUGUCUUGUAAUUUUCAAUAUAUUCGUGUAUGAUUACGAUUUCGAUUUCGAUUUUAAAAAAAAAUAAUACAUAAAUGUAUUAAGACUGAGUGUUUUUAUGAUUCAUUUUCAAAUUUUUUAUCAAAUGUUUAAGUAUAAUUAUGUGUUAUAAUUAAUAUAAUAUUUGCAUUUUAUUCAAAUUAGAACAUAUUUCUGAUAUGCAUCUGUUUAAUUUUUGUAUAAUAUUUUUUGCUACAUAUUAUAAUUGUAUAUUAAAUAUUGUUCAAAUCAUAUAAA
This is a messenger RNA of Apis cerana (Asiatic honeybee), 7640 nucleotides long. RefSeq names its product ankyrin repeat and BTB/POZ domain-containing protein 3. Lineage: Eukaryota; Metazoa; Arthropoda; Insecta; Hymenoptera; Apidae. Gene Ontology annotation, molecular function: protein heterodimerization activity. The record is from RefSeq and is a predicted model, not a curated record.